UAGGGAGCUAUUUAUUUUCAAAAUGAGACUGUCAACAAGCGAAGAAAUUCCGAGCACGACUGUGGUCGGCCGCACCGGUAGCCCUGGCGGUGGAGGUGCUGCAUCGGCCGCAGCAGUGGUCGGGACCGGAGCUUACGAUGUGACGAGAAUGAGGGAGGAGGAGUUUGAACGGCUCACUGUAUACAUAGUGCCCGACGUGCCGUGUGAGAGAGGGACACACAACAGAGCAGAGAAAACUUUACCCAGAAGCCUCGCACUAAGACCUUCCGUAGUGCUGUCGACACCUAACACACCGACCGAAGGAGUAUGGAGUACCGGCGUUAUUCCCCGUGGCACUCGCUUCGGCCCGUUCGAAGGCACCCGAACGCCAAACAAACCUAACGACAAAGUUUCCUGGCGAUACUAUUGGAGGGUACAGGAAACUGUCAGACAUCAUACUUAUGGAAAUAUUAAGAUAUUUAAGGAUAGUGAUUAUUAUUACCUGGAUGGAUCUGAUACGAGUGUUGCGAACUGGAUGCGUUACGUGGCCUCUGCCUACUCCCUCUCCGUGAUGAACCUCGUGGCUUGCCAGCAUCAAGAGCAUAUAUACUUCUACACGAUCAGAGAUAUUAUGCCAAAUGAAGAAUUAAUGGUUUGGUACUGCAAAGACUUUGCGACGAGGCUAGGAUAUGACAUCGAUCCCGAAAGAGCAACCUACUCCAUCUGCAAAGAAGAAACUAUCAAAAAAGCAUAUGGCAUACCCCCUGCCCCAGUUCAUCCCGAGAUUGCAUUUAACCACAUGAAGUACGUGCUCGGCUUAACGAACCCUAAAGAACUCCUAGAAGCUGAUAUUCCCACCCGAAGAAUAAAACGUGAAUCUAUUGAAAAGGCACACAUUGAAAAUUAUACACCACGUGAAGAUCCUCGAAUUACCAAUAAGAACGAAAGGACAAUUAUAAGAACCGAUGUAUCUAGUAAUAUUAUGCAUCACAAAUCAACAAAUGAUAUUCAAAUGGCCAGUGAACAUAGAACGAUAUCACCGAAUGGUCUCAUGCAGCCUCCAUCACCAGUUAAAAUGCACCACAGAGAUAAUCAGACUUUAAUAAUUCAUCAACACAAAGAGAGUACAUCGCAUUUAGUAAUACAUCAACUUGAUAAUCCCAGAUUACAUGCCAACAGGUCACCAGGACAAAACAUACAUAUGAGGGAUAUGCGAGGACCUUCCCCAAUGUUACAACAUCACCAGGACAAACUAGGAAGCAAGUCGCCGGGCCUAACGCACUGCAGCGCUCAACACUAUGAACAUCAACUAACACCCAAUGACGGAUCGGUAAGAUCAGAUGAAGGUUACCACAGUAAUGGAUAUCAUGACGAAUUUACACCACCAGAGGAUUCCAGCGAUUCAGACGUAGAUUCCAACUAUGUUCUUGAUUGCUCGAAUAAAACAAAUGAACCAAAAGAAACUGUCAUAGUGCAAAAAAUGGACCAAGAUAUGCACAGAAAUGAAUACAGAAAGGUUAAAAUAAAAAUGCCAAGGGCAUACCAAUACCAGCAUCACAAGGACAUGGACUGCGACAGUGAAAAAGAACUGAUAAUUGCCGAAGAUGUAGCUAACAUAUCACCACAGAACUUAUCUCCGCCCAGACGUGACCCGGCUACUUCCACUGUUAUAGUCUUGGAGUCAUCACAAAACACAGUUGUUCCUAUUAACAAGCCUUAUUAUGAAGAUGGUACAAUAUCUCCAACACCACAACCGGCAUUCAUGAGAUACUCUCCGCCUGACACAAGGAUAUUAGAAACCAUAUUAACUGGUAGUAGAAUCGACACAAAUAACAACGAUCCUAAUCGCCGUCAACCUAACGCGACGCCACCACCAUCGUCUCCUACUGAAAUGGCAUAUUCUUACAAAAAGAGUCAAAGGUACGGGAACGCUUGCAGUCCUGAUUCUAGUUCUAAUUUAACACCCUUGCCAUCACUACUGCCUUUACCACAACAACUACCGGCUCCCAACGCUACGUCAGUCUAUUCAUCGUCGCCGCCCCAUGCCAUCCCACAUACGACAGAAAUACGGGAAAUACGAGAAAUACGCGAGAUAAGAGAGACUAGAUAUGAGAGUCACUACCCAAAUUACUCAUACAAUUUAUACUCUCCACCAAACUCUACUAUUAUAACGCAACUUGGAUCACCACCUAGCACUUAUUCCCCAACCGUGUCUUCCACUCACCAGUACGAAAGGUCACAAAGCGCUCAAAGCAAUCACCACUAUCCCUCGUCGACCAGCGUUAUAACACUUAAAAACUGUUCACAAUUGAGUUUAAUACAAAACUCAAAUGUCAAUGGUCAACUGGUACCACAACACGGCAGCAUGAGUCCGGAUGGUACUUGCAGUCUCAUGGGCGCCCCAAUGAGUCCAAACUCUCAGUCCUCUCGCGGUUACAGAAGCCUGCCUUAUCCAUUAAAGAAGAAAGAUGGAAAAAUGCACUACGAAUGUAACGUUUGCUGUAAAACGUUCGGCCAACUCUCGAAUUUGAAAGUGCAUUUGCGGACACACUCCGGGGAACGGCCGUUCAAAUGCAACGUGUGCAAUAAGUCCUUCACGCAGCUUGCGCACUUACAGAAACAUCAUCUCGUUCACACCGGAGAAAAACCACACCAGUGUGAUAUCUGCAAGAAGAGGUUUUCAUCCACUUCAAAUUUGAAGACACAUUUAAGACUGCACUCAGGUCAAAAACCUUAUGCCUGUGAUCUGUGUAUGCAAAAGUUCACUCAAUUUGUCCAUCUGAAACUUCACAAGCGGCUGCAUACGAACGACAGACCAUACGUGUGCCAAGGGUGCGACAAAAAAUAUAUAAGCGCCUCUGGACUAAGAACACAUUGGAAAACCACAAGCUGUAAACCCAAUAAUAUCGAAGAAGUUUUAGCAAUCACCAACGCUGCGAACACUGAAUGCAUGGGUUCCAUCGACAAAGACUGCCACGAUAGAGAGGGGCACGAGGCGUACGAGGUGCAUUCUGCGUCGCAAGCGGGUCUCGCAGGAGUGGGCGGCGCUCGGCUGCUGGCCGGCGAGGGCGCGCUUGGUGGACACGCUCAUUCCACCACGCCACACCUCGCGCCGGGCCCACUGUCGCCGCCACACUCGCAGCACGCUCAGCACGCGCAACACGCGCAGCCCUACCGCAAGCUGCAUGGGCAGGCGCAGGAGCACGAGCCGGCAUCGCAGCACUACUCCUCGGCGGGUGAGACGCGUCCCAGCGUAAUAGAAUCGAGCCAGCCUCUCAUUAUUGAGUGCACCUGAGCGCAGCCGCGGCACUCUCGGACGUGAGAUUCCCCGCCGCAACAUGUGAUUCCAGUCUUGUGAUCAAACGAAAGUAUUUUUAUAUUGAAAGAGACAAUCGUGCGAGUGACACUUCGACUCGUCUCAUUCAGUGGCUAUGAGAUUAUGAUAUGAACUUUAAUUUGUACAUUUUUGUAAACUAUAGUUAUAAGUAGUCGUUACGUCAUUAAGUACUAAGUACUUACCUUAACUUCUUACUAAAUAAGUAUUUCCCUAGGCUUUGAAGUACUUAAGUUAGGUUUUCGCUGCCUUUACGUUAAUGCUCAAUUUUUAUGUCUUAGUAGAGUUCUAUUGUAUAUAAAAUUUAUUUCACGUCAACUUUAUUUAAUUUAAAUAUCUAUUGUGUACAUAUUAACCGACGUUUGCAUGUAAAUAUUUUUAUAUCUGCCCGUUGACUCGGAAAUAAUUUUGAUGAAUGUUAUUCUUAUUUAACUUUAUCUAUAAAUGAUUUGUUUGUUGAUGUUUUUGCCAUCUUCAAUAUUUUUAUCUCACCAAAGAAAGUGUUAACAACUCUCCAUUAUAUUUGGCGUUUUUUUUAUAUUUCAACGCCCGCGUUUUCGAAAAUAUUUUUAGGCUUAGAUGUUUUGGAAUCAACAAACAAACGAAACUACUCAAUCUCAAAUUAGCAUUAGGUGCCAAAAGCGCGUUUGUAUGUGUUAAUUUUUUUUAGGUUAUUUUAUGAGAAAUGAAUUCGUGUAGUAUUUUUAAAAUUAUCGUUCCUAUAUAAUGAUUGGAGAUGGAUAGUGGAGAGUGAGCGCGUGUAUGCUUCAAUUUAAUUCUAAUGUUAUUUAGAAUAGAAUGGACAAAUCGUGUACAUUAUCCCUACGCUAGAACAAAUGGUGCUUCACGUGGUAGAGUAGUGACGCGCGCCCUCGCGGCGGCUGAUUUGCUACACAAUCGUAAUGUUAAUACACCGACUUUACUAGUACUAUAUUAUAAACCAAGUCUCAAGUAAUUACGGUUCUCCUACUCGAAAAGGCUGAGAUAAAAUAUGUAAUGAAACGAUUGGCGAUUAUUAUUGUAGGCAUUAACUGCAUGGUGCAUAGGUCAGUUACGUGAUACAAACGAUGUUCGUAACCUGUGUACGAUGUAGAUACGAUAGCUUUUUCUAUAUUUCUAUUGUAUGAAUAAGAUUUUUACACGCAAUUACUUAUAAAUUUACUGUAUAUUUUAUACCUACUAUUUACCGACAGAGAUAACAAUUUUUGUAUUAAAUUGAAGCGCAAUGUUCUUAAAUCAUUUCAAUUAAUAUUAUGUAUGUGCAUGUAAAAUAUAUUGAAAAUAUAAUAAAUGUGCGCAGGUAAAGACCGUGUAUAAAUUAAGCACACAAUAAUUGUCUAAGCGUUGGCUUCUGACAGCAAAAUCUCUGUAUAUAACAUAUCGUUAUCCCUGUCAUUUACGACAAAGCAAAAGUUAUGUUUUAAAUGGAGAUUUUGGUCAUAGAAACCCACGGUAAGUGUACUUUGUCUAAGUAACAUUGACUUGGCUGUCAUUUUAAUUUUUUAACUAAAUGUUUAAUGAGAAUCUUUUGAGAAAAUUUAGAUUUAUAGUUUUCAAAUAGUUAACGUUGCUUAGUUUAUUAUUUUGAAAAGUUGCA
Messenger RNA from Papilio xuthus (Asian swallowtail), 4910 nucleotides. RefSeq names its product PR domain zinc finger protein 1 (gene Blimp-1). Gene Ontology annotation, molecular function: protein binding; RNA polymerase II cis-regulatory region sequence-specific DNA binding; DNA-binding transcription activator activity, RNA polymerase II-specific. The transcript is spliced from 8 exons. Lineage: Eukaryota; Metazoa; Arthropoda; Insecta; Lepidoptera; Papilionidae. Gene Ontology annotation, biological process: regulation of transcription by RNA polymerase II. Gene Ontology annotation, cellular component: nucleus. Bases 23 to 3274 code for a protein of 1083 amino acids. The record is from RefSeq and is a predicted model, not a curated record.